Molecule: messenger RNA, 1467 nt
Organism: Acanthochromis polyacanthus (spiny chromis)
Lineage: Eukaryota; Metazoa; Chordata; Actinopteri; Pomacentridae
Gene: il34
Product: interleukin 34
Exons: 9
Coding region: 455-1096 (213 amino acids)
Biological process (GO): positive regulation of protein phosphorylation; positive regulation of monocyte differentiation; positive regulation of macrophage differentiation
Molecular function (GO): macrophage colony-stimulating factor receptor binding; cytokine activity
Source: RefSeq, a predicted model, not a curated record
AGCUGCAGGCCAGCCUGUUGCGCACUUGGCGGCACGCACAGACGGCGCACCGCAGCUCCGUGGAUGGACAGAGCCGCUAAUGGACUUCUCUUAAUGACCUUUAGAGGCGCGUCUGCUCCUGGAUUCCUAUCUCAUCUGACCUUAUCGCGCAGUUUCACACGGUUUCCAGCGCCACAUCUGAGCACAUCCAGACUUUUACGCAUCGUGGAGCGCUGCGCAAAGGGACGCUCGAGAUCGUCUGAAGCACGAAGCCACACACAUCCAUAAAAGCCUCUCUAAGAGAUGCUCGACAGUGCAAAGACCUGAAGCCGGCCGACCCAUGUGUGUCCCGCUGAACACACACACCCAAGAGUUUCAGACACCGUUGUUGUAGCAGUGUGUCUGUGUGCGUUUGUGUAUACACACUGUGCUGAGUUUCAAGCACUGCGGGCGUAGAGGACUUAAACCAAAGAGUAUGAUUCAACUGUCCACCUCAGUCUGCCUGCUGGGAGGCCUGUUUCUGAUGGCUCCUGUUCUGACUGCUCCUACGCUGGCCAACAUGUGCAGACCCCUGAAGACGCUCAACGACAGCCUCAGCCACCGGCGACGGUACAUGAAGCACAACUUCCCCAUCAACUACACCAUCAGGGUUCACCACAAGGAAAUCUUUAAACUGUCAAAUAUCAGCAGAAUGAGGUUAAAUGUAGAGGGGUUGGAUGACCUGGUUCUCCAGAGGCUGUGGUUUCAAGUCAACCAAGGCGUGUUAAAAAAGAUCAUCCGGGUUAUGCCAGAGAGACAUCCUUCGCGUCCAUACACCGCCGAGUUUGAAAGACGCUUCAGGGAUGCUGAGGGAAUCUUUGUAGAGUCUCAUCCUGCUGAGGUGUUCCAGCAGGAGCUUCCAGACACAAUCCAGGACAUUUGGGAUGGUUUAACAGAAGAGCCUGACAGAGUGCCGGACUCUAGCUGGCGAUUUGCAUCUCCAAAAUCCCUCUUGGACAACUUCUGCCACACCAUGUUCUGCCUCUUCAGCGAGUGCUUCGCCAGCACAGAAGCUCCGCAGGACUGUGUAGCAAUGUGUCCGCCUAGCCUGGUGGAAGACUACGAUGACGUGCAAUGAGUGCAAGGGCAGAGUGCGCGCAAGUAGGCAGAUUGUGACAUUUCCCAUUGGAGGAAGGGUAGGAAGAAAGACUUAAAGCCCGAAAGCUGAGAAGAAGCCAGCGGAGCGACGUCCCUAUUGAUAAUAAUUAGGGAUUAUUAUCGCCCUUGAACUGGAGAGGGAUAGGGUUAGAGGGGUAAAAGGACAAUCCACUCUGAUACAAGAAAGUUCAGUCCCGAUUUGUGAACAUCAAUACGUCUUUCCCAAAUGUGCCAGACGGGGCCAAGAUUGUCUGGAUGACGAAACCCUGACAAGGCUCCGUCGGCCAAAGCACACGGAAGUUAUAGGUGCAGUAGCAGCUUUUGUGAUGGCUUCAUGAGCGCAUGGACUUU